CGACGCGGACGCGGAACUGCUGGGAAGCGCCCGUACCUCAUUUGGUCGCAGCAAUUCUGGUCCGACAGUCCGCUUUGGGGACUUCCCGGAGCGCUAGAGUGCCAGAGGCCAGGUUCCGCCACCCCACGGCCGACACAGCCGCCGCUUCCGCCCCCCUCGGCCUCGGAGCCAAUGCGGGCCGCAUCCUGGAGCCCCCGCCUCGGGGCGGGACCAUGAGCCUCCUGGGCGGUGUCGCCUCCUCACCGCGAACGCGAGCCCCGCAGCCGUCCGGCAAGGCCAGGAUGAAAAAGCUUCCGAAGAAGAGCCAGAACGAGAAGUACCGGCUAAAGUACCUGCGGCUGCGCAAAGCGGCCAAGGCCACGGUGUUUGAAAAUGCUGCCAUUUGUGAUGAAAUUGCUCGUCUUGAGGAAAAAUUCCUUAAAGCAAAAGAAGAAAGAAGGUACCUGCUAAAGAAGCUUCUCCAACUUCAGGCUCUAACUGAGGGGGACGUACAGGGUGCAGCUCCUUCCCACAGCUCCACUUUGCCCCUGACUUAUGGUGUGGCCAGCUCUGUGGGAACUAUAUCGGGAGCUGGACCCAGCACUGGGGCUGAGGAGCCAUUUGGGAAGAAAUCCAAGAAGGAGAAAAAGGAAAAAGGAAAAGAGAACAACAAACUGGAAGUUCUGAAGAAAACAUCCAAGAGAAAGAAAAUGGAGGGAGGUGCUCGCAAGCUGGUCCAGCCCAUUGCCCGGGAUCCCUCUGGACGGCCUAUGUUUCCCAUCGGACUAGGGGGUCUAACAGUGUAUAGCCUGGGGGAGAUCAUCACCGACCGACCUGGCUUCCAUGAUGAGAACGCCAUCUACCCUGUGGGCUACAGCAGUACUCGAGUGUAUGCCAGCAUGAAGUGCCCAGACCAGACGUGUCUGUAUACCUGCCAGAUCAAGGAUGGGGGCGUGCAGCCGCAGUUUGAAAUUGUUCCUGAAGACGACCCCCAGAAUGCUAUUGUCAGCUCCUCUGCAGAUGGUUGUCAUGAAGAACUGCUCAAGACCAUCAGUGCUACUGUGGGGAAGCUAAUGCCUAACCUGCUUGCAUCAGGAGCUGAAUUUUUUGGGUUUUCUCAUCCAACCAUCCUCAAUCUGAUACAGGGUUGUCCAGGAGCUCGAAAGUGUGUCAAUUACCAGUGGGUAAAAUUCAAUGUUUGCAAACCUGGAGAGGAACAGCUACACCAGGGAGCACCAGAGAACGAGGCAGCUGCCAGCUUUGAAGCUUUUCAGAGACAGACCUUUGAUGAAGAACAUCAUGAUCCCAUUCUGCCGGGAUCCUUGGACCUCCCUGAGCUGCAGCCUGCAGUCUUUGUGGCCUCUUAUGAGCCCGAGUUCCUAACCCAGGAGCCCCUGGUGGAGACACACUUGCAGCACCUGGAGUCUCCACCACAGUGUAGCCCAGUCCAGUCCUCAGACUGAGCAAGGAGAAACCGUAGCCUCCUCUUCACCAUGAGGAAUGUUUUUAACUUGGAAUAUAUGGAAGAAGGCAGCAAUCCGGAAACAAAGAAGAUAAUAUAUUUCCUCAUGGAGGUUCCUGUGGUAACAGCAUACCCUGAGAAAAACCUCACUUGCUUUAUUUUUAGUAAUAAAUUUCUCUUCACAGUUCUGCUUA
Molecule: messenger RNA, 1635 nt
Organism: Octodon degus (degu)
Lineage: Eukaryota; Metazoa; Chordata; Mammalia; Rodentia; Octodontidae
Gene: Fyrd1
Product: transforming growth factor beta regulator 1
Exons: 9
Coding region: 213-1442 (409 amino acids)
Biological process (GO): regulation of cell cycle
Cellular component (GO): nucleus
Source: RefSeq, a predicted model, not a curated record